Messenger RNA from Carcharodon carcharias (great white shark), 4725 nucleotides. RefSeq names its product A disintegrin and metalloproteinase with thrombospondin motifs 16. Gene Ontology annotation, molecular function: metalloendopeptidase activity. Gene Ontology annotation, biological process: proteolysis; extracellular matrix organization. Bases 1 to 3534 code for a protein of 1177 amino acids. Gene Ontology annotation, cellular component: extracellular matrix. NCBI's taxonomy places the organism in Eukaryota, Metazoa, Chordata, Chondrichthyes, Lamniformes, Lamnidae. The transcript is spliced from 22 exons. The record is from RefSeq and is a predicted model, not a curated record.
AUGGAAAAAUACGAAAUUGUGACUCCAUAUGAAGCUGACAGCAGUGGUGAUUAUAUCUCUCUCUCAGUAAUUCAUCCGCAGAGAAAGAAGCGAUCAGUUCAUAGCAUUGGUGAUGAAUCUCUAUACUUCAAACUCAGUGGGCUUGGCCAGGACUUUCAUUUGGAGCUAAGAACUUCUGAAGGCUUAAUGCCUCCUGGAUUUACAGUUCAGACAUUAGGAAAACAAGGCUUAAAAUCUGUAGAGCAUUAUCACCCAGAGGAGCUGUGCUUCUAUCAAGGUGCGUUAAUAUCACACAACAACUCUUCAGUGGCACUUUCCACAUGCAAAGGCUUGUCAGGUUUGAUAAGGACAGAAGAAGCUGAUUACUUUUUGACUCCUCUACCUCAGCACCUCGCACUUAAGCACAAUUAUACAGCACCUAAAGGGCACCAUCCACAUGUCCUCUUCAAGAGAUCUGCAGAGCCCAAGGUGCAUCUUCAAAAUAAUGAGGUAACCAUGCACCAGAGGUCUAUGGGAAUUGGACAUGAUGAUUAUAAAAAUCGUCAUCAACACCGGCGCCGUAAUGACUACAAACAUGGACAGCUUCAAAAGCAGCACUACUGCGGAAGACGCAAGAAAUAUAUGCCUAAACCUCCAGAAGCAGAUAUGUACAUUCUACCAGAUGAGUAUGGAUUCUUGCCCAGAAACAAGCGUUCCUUGUUUAAGACCCGAAAGAAUGAAAAGCUCAAUGUGGAAACCUUAGUCGUGGUAGACAAGAAAAUGAUUGAAAACCAUGGCAACGAAAACAUCACUACUUAUGUGUUAACUAUACUAAACAUGGUGUCCACCCUGUUCAAAGAUGGCACGAUAGGAGGCAACAUAAAUAUUGUAAUAGUUGGGAUUGUCCUGCUGGAGGAAGAUCAGCCGGGUCUUUUAAUAAAUCACCAUGCAGACCGCACUUUGAACAGCUUCUGUCAGUGGCAGUCGGGAUUGGUGGGCAAGGAUGGUAAUCGUCAUGAUCAUGCCAUUCUGCUGACAGGCCUUGACAUUUGUUCUUGGAAGAAUGAACCUUGUGAUACUUUAGGUUUUGCACCUAUUAGUGGGAUGUGUAGCAAAUAUCGCAGUUGUACCAUCAAUGAAGACACGGGAUUAGGACUGGCAUUUACGAUCGCUCACGAGUCUGGACACAAUUUUGGUAUGAUUCAUGAUGGAGAAGGGAAUGUAUGCAAGAAGUCAGAGGGCAAUAUCAUGUCACCAACGCUUGCAGGCCACAAUGGGGUCUUCUCAUGGUCAGCCUGCAGUCGGCAAUAUCUAUAUAAGUUUCUGAGCACUUCCCAGGCAACUUGUCUUGUUGAUGAACCAAAGCCAGCAAAGGAGUACAGAUACCCGGACAAGCUGCCAGGAGAACUCUAUGAUGCCGAUACACAAUGCAAGUGGCAAUUUGGGGAGAAGGCCAAACUCUGCAGGCUAGAUUUUAAAAAGGAUAUCUGUAAAGCACUAUGGUGUCAUAGAGUUGGCCGAAGAUGUGAAACAAAAUUCAUGCCAGCUGCUGAGGGCACUGUUUGUGGCCUCAAUAGGUGGUGUCGUCGUGGACAAUGUGUAAAACAUGGGGAUUCAGGACCAAAACCUAUAAAUGGCCGUUGGUCAAAUUGGUCAAUGUGGUCACCUUGUUCGAGGACCUGUGGAGGAGGAGUAACCAACCGAGAACGUCAGUGUACAAAUCCGAGGCCACAGUAUGGAGGAAAGUUCUGUGAUGGCACUCAUCGUAUGUACAAGCUUUGCAAUAAUCAAAAAUGCCCUAAAAAUAGCAUUGAUUUUAGAUCACAGCAGUGUGCAGAGUACAACAGCAAGCCUUUCCGAGGGUGGUACUACAACUGGAAACCAUAUAUUCAUGUUGAAGACCAUGACCUUUGCAAACUCUAUUGUGCAGCAGAGGAUUUUGACUUCUUUUUCGCUCUUUCAAGUAAAGUCAAAGAUGGAACACCAUGUUCUGAGGAAAGAGCUGAUGUGUGCAUAGAUGGUAUAUGCGAGGCAGUUGGAUGUGACCGUGUACUGGGUUCUAAUGCUCUGCCAGAUGCAUGUGGGGUCUGCAAAGGGAACAACUCAACAUGUAAAAUCUACAAGGGCCAAUACAGCAAACAGCACUAUGUCAACCAGUACUACACAGUAGUUGUUAUUCCUGCAGGGUCGUAUAGCAUUCAUGUAUAUGAAUUAAACAUCUCCAACACUUACAUUGCCAUUCGAAACCAACAGCAGAAAUACUAUCUCAAUGGCCAUUGGACAUUGGAUUGGCCUGGACGGCACAGAUUUUCCGGCACAGUGUUUGACUAUAAAAGGCCAUACAAUCGACAGGAAAGCCUUUCUGCCAUGGGCCCUACCAAUGAAACAUUAGUAAUAGAGAUACUACUUCAGGGCAAAAAUCCAGGGAUCGGAUGGGAAUAUGCCUUGCCAAAAUCAUCGACUGAGAACAAAACAGCUCCAAAACACAAUUACACAUGGGCUAUUGUUCGUUCUGAAUGCUCAGCUUCUUGUGGAGGAGGUCGGAUGGCAACAAAAGUAGCCUGUUACCGUGAUCUUCGUACACAGGUAAACCUCUCUUUCUGCAAUCCAAGGAGCCGACCAGCCACUGGAGUGAUCUCUUGUAAUGUACUGACCUGUCCCGCAAGCUGGGCUGUUGGUGACUGGGGAGAAUGUAGCCAAACGUGUGGAAGAGGUGAACAGUUCAGACAAGUCCACUGCACUCGAAGACUUGCCUACAAUAAGCUAGAGGAUGUGCAUCAUGCGUUGUGCUCAUUCCCAAUGCCGAUACGAAAGCAAGCUUGCAAUACUCGUAACUGUCCACCUGCGUGGAGUGUAGGAGCUUGGUCUGAGUGUUCCCGAACAUGUGGAAAAGGAUGGAGGAAGAGGACUGUCAUUUGCAAGAGUACGAAUCCGACUCCCAGGGCUCAGAUCCUACAUGGUAGUGCUUGCAAGGCAGAACCAAAACCCAAAACCCAGGAAACCUGCCUGCUGAAACGCUGUCAUAAACAUCGAAAAAUGCAAUGGUUUAUAUCUACAUGGGCUGAGUGUUCUGUAAGUUGUGGUAAAGGGAUUCAGAAGAGACACUUAAAAUGUGCAGACAAAGACACUUCUGGAAAAUAUAAAGAAUUUGCUUAUAAAAGGUGUAAUCACUUGCCAAGACCUAACCUGGAGUUGGAGAGAGCAUGCAUUCUAAGUGUAUGUCCAAAAGCACCAAAUGAAAGGACCUUCAGCAAUGCAUUAGCAAGCUGGUAUGCCUCACCUUGGUCUCAGUGUUCUGUUAGCUGUGGUGGGGGUGUGCGAGCCCGUGCAGUGCAGUGUCUUACAUACGGCAGGCCCACCUCAGGGUGCCUUCUGCAUCAAAAACCUGUCACCACAGAAGCUUGCAACACCAAUUUCUGUCCUCUACCUGAAAAGAAAGAUGUAUUUUGCAAGGAUUAUUUCAACUGGUGCUACCUGGUGCCCCAGCAUGGUGUUUGCAGUCACAAGUUCUACGGCCAGCAGUGUUGCAAAUCAUGCUCCAAGUCAAAUAUAUAGAAGAACCUAUGAAUGAACAAACUACAUUAAUUUUGAUAUAAGGAAGCUGCACAUUGUAAUUUCGGUUGCAUCUGUCGAUUGAAGAGGUAAAGACUAUUCAGGUUCUCGCUUGUACAUGAAACCUGGCAGCAUUCCACCUGUCAAUCAAUGAAAGAUAAAAGACAGCUUUCCUUGUAUAUUACAACCGCCAGAUCAGCAAAAUGUUUGCAGCACUGCCCAUAUUGGAAUUCUUAGAUUCACAAGCAACAAUGAACGAUGUCUGUACAAUACCGAAUACUUAAGUGCAAGAUUGAAAAAUAUCACCAUCUAUUCAAAGGAAGAGUCAGUUUAUUGACCUACAAAAUCUGGGUCUAUGAAAUAAACUAAGCAAAGAUUUUGAAAACCAGAAAGCAUUUAAAAUACUGUGUAAACAAGGUGGGGGAGAGGGCAAAGGAAGCUGAAGUGAAUUUUCCCAACUAUUUAUUUUACCUCAUUUAAAUAAAAUGAUGACCAUUAAAUAAAACACACUGUGCUAUAUUAAAACUACUGUAGCUAUUAUGCCAUUGUAGUGAGCCCUUUGACCCACUGGUUUCGAGAAACAUUUAGUCUUUAAAUGAUCAAUGGUGCUUUUUUUUAAGACAGUAAGAACAUGUAACUGUUAAUUAUUAAAUUAUGCUCUCAAAACACAUAUUCAAGACUGCAGAAGCAGAUACAAAUGGACUAUUUUGACAGCGAAGAUGAUAAUUACGUCAGUACGUGACAAAAAUUUGAAGGUGCUUUAUUUAUUUAUCAAAGUGAUAGGUCUUUUUAGAACUGGUGGCCAUCUUUUCUGAAAAUGAAGUUCCACUCUCUGCACUACAGCUAAUUGUGUACCAUAAUAGAGAUACAGAAACAAACAUUAUUCAAUAUCAUCUUUAAAAUAUCAUUCAAUGUAAUACUUUCACUUUAUUAUUGUUGAGCUUCAUGGUACCACUAAAUUAACAAUGGUGCUUUCAAGUACAACCUUAUUAGAAUUUUUUUAAGGAAAACAUUCUAAUUUAUUUACAAUUAUCUUGCAAAUUUGCUGAAAUGUUUGCCUUUUGCAAAAAAAAUGCACAGUUUAAAAUAAUCAGAAUUGUUGAAGUAUCAUGGUUACUUUAAACUUUAUUCAAUUCUGUGCAGUAAUACUGUAAAAGUUUUUCACCCAGCUGUGAGAAAAAUAUUUAUGUUUUU